Molecule: messenger RNA, 2240 nt
Organism: Polyodon spathula (Mississippi paddlefish)
Lineage: Eukaryota; Metazoa; Chordata; Actinopteri; Acipenseriformes; Polyodontidae
Gene: slc2a6
Product: solute carrier family 2 member 6
Exons: 8
Biological process (GO): transmembrane transport
Cellular component (GO): membrane
Molecular function (GO): transmembrane transporter activity
Source: RefSeq, a predicted model, not a curated record
CUGACGAUGACCUCUCUGUGCAGUCAGUGUACACUCUGGGGGUGGCGUUUGGAGGGAUCAGCGGGAUGUUCCUGAAUGACUGGCUGGGGAGGAAGCUCUGCAUCAUGAUGUCUGCUGUACCCUCUGUGGCGGGCUAUGCGGUGAUGGGCAGUGCACAGGGAGUGUGGAUGCUGCUGCUUGGUCGCAUUCUCACAGGAAUAGCUGCAGGGAUGACAUCAGCCUCAAUACCAGUGUAUGUGUCAGAAAUUUCCAAACCAGAAGUGCGAGGAUGGUUGGGAUCCUGCCCUCAGAUCACAGCUGUCUUCGGGGCCCUCUCUCUGUAUGCGCUUGGGCUGGGGCUGCCCUGGCGCUGGCUGGCUGUGGCGGGGGAGGUUCCCACUUUGCUCAUGCUGGUGCUGUUGUGCUUCAUGCCGGACUCGCCUCGCUUCCUCAUCUCCAAGGGCAGGGCUGAGGAAGCACAGCGCUCGCUGGCCUGGCUUCGAGGGGCCGAGGCUGACUACAUGCGCGAGUAUGCGGAGAUUGACAAGAGUAUCAAUGCACAGGGUAGGAUCUCGUGCACAGACCUGCGGAAUCCCUUUUACUACAGGCCCGUCCUGAUCACUGUGCUCAUGAGGUUUUUACAGCAGAUGACGGGAAUCACCCCUAUCCUUGUCUACCUGGAGCCCAUCUUCAACAUGACCAAAGUCAUCCUGCCCGGGGAUUACGAUGCUGUCAUUGUGGCUUUCGUCCGGCUGGUGGCUGUAAUUAUCGCUGCCACUUUCAUGGAUAAAGCAGGGAGGAAGAUUCUGCUCUUCCUGUCUGGGUUCCUGAUGUUUCUCUCUUCUCUUACAAUGAGUCUGUACAUUCACUUCAGUGAGGGCCACUCCCAACCCCACCACAACACUACCCAGCUCCUCUCUGAUCUCCUCUCACAGCCGCACAGCAUGCUCAGGGCUGGGGGCCAGGGCUCGCUCACCUGGAUACCUCUCAUUAGCACCAUGGUCAUUAUAUUUGGCUAUGCAAUGGGCUGGGGUCCCAUUACCUGGUUGCUCAUGUCAGAGAUUCUGCCCCUGGGUGCUCGCGGGAUGGCCUCUGGUCUGUGUGUAGCGGUCAGCUGGAUCACAGCCUUCGUCGUGACUGAGGUCUUCAUGAUUGUCGUGAAUGCCUAUGGCCUAUUCGUCCCCUUCCUGUUCUUCGCAGUGGUGUGCGUGGUGAAUAUCAUCUUCACAGCAGUGUGUGUGCCGGAAACUAAGGGGAGAUCACUGGAGGAGAUUGAGAACUACUUCAGAAAGGGGCCCACAUUCAGCAACAACGAGUAACAACAUGAAAGAAUCUACUGAUGGAACACAGAUACUUACAGGGGACUGCUAAGUGAUCUGGGAAACGGAAUCUGUUUUCAGUCAGUGAAUCUGAAGCAGUAUUCAGAUUUAAAUACUUGAACAAGAACAUUCAGAUUUUGAUACGGGUAUUCCCCCAAAACGAACAUAAAAAAAAAAAUGGUAUGCUGACGAAUUAAAACAACAUACUGUAACUGAGUGCUCGCUGCGAUAUAAGGAGCCUUCCACGAGUAAACUAGAUUGCACACAGUAUUCAGGCUAUACAGUAGAAAUGCAAUAUGCCAUUUCUGAAGCUUUUCUGCUUUUAGUUCUAGAAUCUUAUAGAAUGGAUUGGUUAAAAAAAAAAAGUCACACAGGAGGAUGACUGCUGAGCUGGGUACUUGUAAACAGACAGUAGGUUCCAUCUAUCGCGUUGCACUUUUUUAUAUUAUCCAGCUGCUGUUGUUACACCCUCAUACUUUUAAAGAGGUCACAAAAAUGAGUUACAGGCAGCCAAGGAGCCAGUCAUGUCUUUUGUUACGUUCACAAUAAAAGGUACCCCCAUACAGUUUCAUGUAUUAAAGGUUACCUUUUUAGCAAUGUUUAUACAUAUAUAUAUACACACACACACACACACACACACACACUGUCAGCUGUAUGGUGUGUUUGUGUCUCAUGUAAAAUGCUGAUGCAGCUCAAUGUGUCAUUUACAUUCAUAACCAUUAUUUAAGUUGCAAAUGACAAGUUGUACCUGCAACUGAAAAUACCUUUAGUGAAUGUAAACAAUCUGGGCUUGCACAGCAAGGAAAACUAUGGAAAAAACUAUGAAAUCAUAGUUCAUAUUAAACUCAAAUACAACUGAACAAUCUUGUGGCACAUGAUCUUAAUAGAAGUACUGUAAUCCACACUGUUCUGGCAAACACAGAUAUUUGUGCCAUUUCGUUU